Nymphaea colorata (pocket water lily) is the source of this 1140-nucleotide messenger RNA. RefSeq lists its product as uncharacterized. The record is from RefSeq and is a predicted model, not a curated record. Gene Ontology annotation, cellular component: cis-Golgi network membrane; cytosol; TRAPP complex. The transcript is spliced from 7 exons. NCBI's taxonomy places the organism in Eukaryota, Viridiplantae, Streptophyta, Magnoliopsida, Nymphaeales, Nymphaeaceae. The coding region runs from base 222 to 782 and encodes 186 amino acids. Gene Ontology annotation, biological process: intra-Golgi vesicle-mediated transport; endoplasmic reticulum to Golgi vesicle-mediated transport.
AAACUUAAAAACGAAAAUGAAAAUCGCAAGUCUUCCUCCCGACUUUGGAACAACGGUGGCCUUCCUUGCAGCACCUUGGGCAGCGGCCACGGACGGCUAACGGUGGCUGGCAGCGGACGGCGACUGAACGGCAACGGACGGCGGCGGGAGGGUUUUAGGGGGGAACGCGGACGAGAGAAAUCGGAAAGUGCGGUACAAUACUGCCGUCUUCGUGAUCUUCUAUGGCUAAGCUUGUUCCUCGAUCGGGAGAUGCCGUGUUCGCGAGCGUUGAGCGUGUGAAUGCGGAGUUGUUCACUCUCACAUACGGAGCGAUCGUGCGACAGCUCCUCACUGAUCUCGAAGAGACGGAGGAGGUCAACAAGCAACUCGAUCAGAUGGGAUAUAAUAUUGGAGUUCGUCUUAUUGAUGAAUUCUUAGCAAAAUCAAAUGUUUCUAGAUGUGUUGACUUCAAGGAGACAGCUGAAGUAAUUGCAAAGGUAGGCUUUAAAAUGUUUUUGGGGGUGACUGCAACUGUUACUAAUUGGGAUGCUGAAGGAACAAGUUGCAGUCUUGUUCUUGAAGACAAUCCUUUGGUAGAUUUUGUGGAGCUUCCAGAUACCUGCCAAGGCCUGUACUAUUGUAAUAUCUUGAGUGGAGUCAUCCGAGGAGCACUGGAAAUGGUAUCAAUGAAAACUGAAGUAUCAUGGGUUCGAGAUAUGCUGCGAGGAGAUGAUGCAUAUGAAAUCAGAGUCAAACUUCUGAAGCAAGUUCCAGAGGAAUAUCCAUACAAAGAUGAUGAAUAGCUUUGCAUGCUGCAGGGCCACGUUUACUGUCAGCAUUGAAAAUCGCUUCAGAAUGUGAUAGGAAUUCUUAUGUUGAAUUCCUUCUAAAGGCUGAAAUCGUAUUUAGGUAUCAGCAAAUUCCUGUAUAAUUUUACCUUUUCUUUGUGGGCAGACACUGUGCUUUUUUUAUGUGAACUGCAGACCAAAAACCAAAAGGCUGUACUUACUCUUGCUUUCAUCUUUAUCAGUAUGCCUUUAAAGCAUCCUUGUUUCAACAGGAACUGUGGCAUACUGCCAAGUGUAACUUACUGGUCAAACCUGUCUUAUGGAAAUUGUAAGCAUACCAUUUUAAAAUAAUUCCUGUUAGACAGCCAUCAAA